Molecule: messenger RNA, 916 nt
Organism: Nicotiana attenuata
Lineage: Eukaryota; Viridiplantae; Streptophyta; Magnoliopsida; Solanales; Solanaceae
Exons: 2
Coding region: 125-766 (213 amino acids)
Source: RefSeq, a predicted model, not a curated record
GCUAUUACCAUACUGAAUAACCUAUAAUAAGGACAUUUGUCCACCUUUAUCAUCACGAUUUCAAUCUCACAAUUUUUUUUUGAACUUAGCAAAAAGUGGCUAAAAUAUCCUGAAAGUGUUAGAAAUGGAAGAUAGUUUGACUGAUAUUCCAAACUUGAACUUCUCUAGCUUUGGAGAUGAAGAAGUGGAAGAACAAAUUCAAGAAAAUGUUGGAGAAAUAAGUGAAGAGAGUAAAGAUAUCAAAGGAAAGGAAGAAGGUGGGGUUAUUCAUAAUUUCAUUUCCAACAUAAUGAGCCCUAGAUCAGGAGAUGAAGAAGUGGAAGAACAAAUUCAAGAAAAUGUUGGAGAAAUAAGUGAAGAGAGAAAAGACAGCACAGAAGGUGGGGUUAUUAAUAAUUUCAUUUCCAACUUAAUGAGCCCUAGAGCAGGGGAUGCUAGCAACAAUGGAAAAAAUAAUUUCUUAGAUGAGGAUAAUAACAAGGAAGAUAUAGCUUCUGAGCAAAGUGGUAAUAGUGUCAGUGGAAGUGGAGGGAUAAUCAACAAUUUCAUCUCCAAUAUUUUUCAUCCAACUGAAAAUAUAAAUGCUGUUGAGAUCAACGAAGAAAACAGCAGUGGAGAAGGACAAAAAGGUGGGGUGGUUCAAGAAAAUGAAACUGCAAGUGUUUUAGAUAAUAUUGUUUCCCACUUGCCAACUCCUCUUGCAGAUGAUGCAGUUCCGGCAACAGAUGAGGCUUCAAUGCUGAUUCAUUCAAUUGUUCAUGACUAGGGGAGAUAUAUUCGUAUGGAGAAGAAUGUGGUGUAUAUACGUUUUUACUUUUUGUGUAAGUUUUUAAUCUGCAAUCUCAUUGAUAUUUGUGGUUGUCAGUGCUGAGAAUGAGAUCAGAAAUGAGUCAAUGACUGCUCCUUUGUCGUUUUA